Messenger RNA from Terrapene triunguis (Three-toed box turtle), 3791 nucleotides. It is a transcript of the gene ARHGAP18, whose product is annotated as Rho GTPase activating protein 18. Gene Ontology annotation, cellular component: cytoplasm. Gene Ontology annotation, molecular function: GTPase activator activity. The record is from RefSeq and is a predicted model, not a curated record. The transcript has 15 exons. Gene Ontology annotation, biological process: signal transduction; regulation of small GTPase mediated signal transduction; regulation of actin filament polymerization. NCBI's taxonomy places the organism in Eukaryota, Metazoa, Chordata, Testudines, Emydidae. The coding region runs from base 82 to 2088 and encodes 668 amino acids.
AUUACCAAGCGAGGCGCUGGCAGGAACUUCAUUACCCUUCUUUGCCUUAGUAUCUUGGCAAAUUAUGCUGCUACUCGCACCAUGAACUGGCUGUCCGCUUCCCCGGGAGUCGUUUUAACAGCAUACCAUCCCAGCGGCAACAAUGCCGUGGCCGGGAGUAAUGCGAAAGAGAGCGAAGAAACGGUCCCCUCAAGCCGCAGAUCUGGCCAGUAUACAAUGAACCAUGACAACUCUAAGAAGUCCACAGAGAGGCCACAAAUGGACCGCUCAAGUUCCCAGGAUUCCUUGGAUGAGUUGUCUAUGGAUGACUAUUGGAAAGAACUUGAAAACAUCCAUGAAACCAGCAAAAAUAAUCAUAGAGAGCAAGAAGUGGUUGUGGUGAAAGAGCCUGAUGAGGGAGAAUUGGAAGAAGAGUGGUUAAAGGAAGCUGGGCUGUCAAACCUUUUUGGUGAGAGCACAGGAGAUUCCCUAGACAGCAUGGUGUUUCUGUCCACAUUGACGCGAACUCAGACAGCAGCAGUACAAAAGCGAGUGGAGACUGUCUCACAAACCCUGAGGAAAAAAAACAAGCCGUACCAGGUUCCUGACGUCAGAGAUAUCUUCAGGCAACAAAGUGAUUCAAAGGAAAAAGUCUCUGGUGAGAGUGAGCCCUCAUCUGUGACAGCAAGAGAGACUAAAAAUGAAGCUCAAGAUGAAGUGAAAGAUGAUCCGGAGUUCAACCUUGGUAUCAGUGAAAAGACCACCCUGCUUGAGGAUGUGCCAGUUUCUGAAACUGAUAUCAAUUUAGAGAUUUCAUUUGCAGAGCAGGCAGCCAAUCUCAAAGACAGCUCAAUAGGCAAAAUGUGCAAAGACAAAGAGGAUGAUACGCUACUUCCUAAUUUCAGAUUGCCAAAGGACAAAACGGGUACCACAAAGAUUGGUGAUUUGGCCCCUCAGGACAUGAAGAAAGUCUAUUCCUUAGCACUAAUUGAGCUAACCGCGCUGUAUGACUUACUCGGGACAGAAUUCAAGCAACAAAAAGCCAUAAAAAUCAAAACGAAAGACUCUGGUCUUUUUGGUGUCCCACUGUCAGUUUUGCUGGAACAGGAUCAGAAGAAAGUACCAGGCACCAGGAUACCACUGAUCUUUCACAAACUGAUUUCUCAGAUAGAAGAGGCAAGAUUGGAUACAGAAGGACUUCUUCGAAUACCAGGAGUAGCAGCAAGAGUAAAGAGUCUUUGCCAAGAACUGGAAGCAAAGUUUUAUGAAGGGACUUUCAACUGGGAAAGUGUGAAGCAACAUGAUGCAGCAAGUCUUUUAAAACUCUUCAUCCGAGAACUGCCUCAGCCACUACUCACUGUGGAAUAUCUCAAAGCUUUCCAGGAUGUGCAGAAUCUUCCAACUAAGAAGCAUCAACUGCAGGCAUUGAAUCUUUUGGUACUACUCCUACCUGAAGCAAACAGAGACACUUUGAAGAUACUGCUUGAAUUCCUCCAAAGGGUAAUUGAUCAUCGAGAUAAAAAUAAAAUGACAUUAAAUAAUGUUGCAAUGGUGAUGGCCCCAAACCUCUUCACGUUUCAUGGGUUAGGCUCAAAGACUAUUGAACAAAGCGAGUUUGUUAUGGCUGCUGGAACAGCAAACGUCAUGCGCUUUAUGAUUAAAUACCAAAAACUUCUUUGGACAAUUCCUAAAUUUAUUGUCAACCAAGUGAGAAAGCAAAACACUGCAAGUCAGAAGAAGGAGAAAAAGGACAAAGCUAUGAAAAAACUGCUGAAAAAGAUGGCUUAUGACAAGGAAAAACAUGAAAAGCAAGACAAGAGCCCCAAUGAUGCUGAUGUUCCUCAGGGAGUGAUACGGGUGCAAGCGCCUCAUCUUUCGAAAGUUUCCAUGGCAAUACAGCUGACGGAAGAACUAAAAGCCAGUGAUAUAGUAGCCAGGUUUCUCAGCCAGAAGAGUGGAGUUGUCCAAGCUCUCAAGAAAGAAGAGGUAUUUUUAUAUGAAAUUGGAGGAAAUAUUGGAGAACGCUGCCUUGAUGAUGAUACCUACAUGAAGGACCUGUACCAACUCAACCCAAAUGCUGAGUGGGUUAUAAAGUGCAAGCAUAGUUAAACUCAUAACAAAUUACAAAAGAAAAAUCUGUGGACUGGACUUCGUAAUACUGUGUAUUCUAAAAGGACAGAAUGUUGUUUUAUCAUUCAAAUGCAUUGUACUAUUAAAGGAAUAUUGUCAAGCUUAUUAAAACACUUACAAGCGGUUUCCACUAACUUGGCAACAUUUACCACAGUCACCACGCAGCAAUAUCUGAGAUUCUAGCUUUCCCCGCCACGCAUAUUUAGACUCAGGAGUGAUUUCAUGGUAUCUGAAGUUAAAUGUUGACUUUUCAGUGACAACCAUUGUACCUUGAUAAUGGUCCCAUCUGGAAGGUCUUAUGUUCAUAUCUAUAAUCUUUUUGCACUAGAGAGAUCUAUAUUGUCUUUCUUUAUAUAUGUAUUUUUUAUAGCGCCUAGCACGGUGGGGAACCCAAUCCUGACUGGGGCUUCUGAGUGCUACAGUAAUAUAAAUAUUAAAUAAAAAGUAUGAUUCCAGAGACAUAAAGUUUCCUGUCACUGUGAGAUUCAAAGGAGACAAACUGUAAUGUAAUAUAUCCUGUCUCUGUCUUAAUAAGUGUGCCCCAACUUUUUUCUCCUGGGGUACAUUUUGAUGAAAAUUGGCUGAUAGCGACUUUUUUUGUGAAAACUUCUAUUUCUGCCCAGCAUUCCUGCUAGACAAACUAAGUUGCACACCCUUUUAUAUUAUGGGUCUGGUGAUUUGAUUGUAUUCUUGAUGGUAAAGAAUUUUUAAAUGGGACCACAUGUCAAGGUCCAUUUGAAAGCCUACAACCCUUAGUAGUGUUCUUUCUAAUAUUGGAAUGUUCGUAUCCAAUGUAGAGGCACUGAGUUGUUUUAUGGUGCCAUACAGGGACAUUGUGUACCCUACUUGGAUUUUCUUAGACCAUCUGACAGAUUUCAAAACAUUUUGUGAACUGCCAAAAACUGCCAAUUACUUAUGAAUUGCAGAACACAAACAUUCAGGAUAAAUAAAGCAACUGUGGUGAGUAACUGUGGUCUGAAAUUCACAUUUAGCAAACUAUCAAAACCCCCAGACAACAUGUCUUCAUUGCAGAGUUAACCGAGGCUCUUACUUGGUGUUGCCGCUAAACUGGCUCCUGACCACACACAAAAACCUCUUACCUAACUAUAGUGGUGCUUUAUACCUGGGCUAGCUGGCCCAUCCUGGGGUAUAGGCUAAAGCCCAAGUUCUGCUUUCACUUGGGCUGGUAACCUGCCCAUUUUGCAAUGAGGACGAAGGCUAAACCACUAGAGAGCUGAUAGUCUAUCAGUGCUUUCCCACAAUUCCCCCCAUGUCCCCAGAAGGACAAAUUAGUCCCAAAAGUCACUGGGUGAAGAAACAUGGGAUAUGCCCCUUAGCGCCACACAUACACAUGAGUGCAGCACCAAUGGAGACCCAGUAACUCGAGUGUGGCUACUCACCUGAGCUAGAUUAAUGCCGGUGCCACUUGGUUGAUCUAACUCUGCAGCGAAAACAUACCCUUUGAACCAAAUUUUCCCCUUGGACACACUUACAUUGAUCUCAUUGAAUCAAAGGGAGUCUUGCAUACAUGUCCAAGGGAAGAAUCAGGCCUUUUGGACCUGAUUCAAACCCAAUGACAUCAAAGGGAAUCUUUUCAACGAGCUUUGGAUCAGGCUCUCACACUGUAUUAUUCACAAGUGAACUUAAAAUUACACUGUUAGAACUGUCUGUCGCAUCAGCAA